AGCCUUCGUCUGAGUGCAGCCUCUCGUGGAGAGUCUACUACUGGUGAAAUCACAAAUCUCAUGUCAAUCGACGCUGGACGUUUACAAAUGCUAAUGCUCUAUAUUCAUGUGUUGUGGUCAGCUCCUUUCCAAGUAGGUUUGGCCAUCUAUCUCAUCUGGCAACAAAUUGGCCCCUCGGUAUUCCCUGGUGUCCUCAUCCUGCUCAUUAUGAUUCCCAUCAACACCUUGGUUGCCAAAAAAUCGAAAUCCUUUCAGGAGAAGGAGCUGAAGACAACUGACAAACGCAUCAAGUUGAUUAGCGAGAUUCUCAAUGGCAUACGGGUAUAUUUACUAUUCACACUAUUUCCACCUAUAUUCAACUUCAUUUAA
Molecule: messenger RNA, 369 nt
Organism: Rodentolepis nana
Lineage: Eukaryota; Metazoa; Platyhelminthes; Cestoda; Cyclophyllidea; Hymenolepididae
Source: the annotation of a GenBank genome assembly